Molecule: messenger RNA, 855 nt
Organism: Drosophila guanche
Lineage: Eukaryota; Metazoa; Arthropoda; Insecta; Diptera; Drosophilidae
Product: farnesol dehydrogenase-like
Exons: 2
Coding region: 47-799 (250 amino acids)
Source: RefSeq, a predicted model, not a curated record
GGGAAUACUCCGAUGAAAAUACGGGUUUAGGAAAACUAGUCUGAUAAUGGAUCGCUGGUUGAAUCGUGUUGCUGUCGUCACCGGAGCAAGCUCCGGGAUUGGAGCUGCCUGCUGCAAGGAUUUGGUAGCCAAGGGUAUGGUCGUUGUUGGCCUGGCCCGUCGCGAGGAACGUCUUCAGGAGCUAAAGGCAUCGCUACCAAAAGGUCAGCAAUCGCGAUUCUAUAUCCGAAAGUGUGACGUCAGCGUCGAGCAGCAGGUGGUUGAUACAUUGGCUUGGGUCGACCAGACUCUGGGAGGUGCUGACGUUUUGAUCAACAAUGCCGGCAUCCUUGGUAGUUAUCAACUCACAGAUGAGGGCAAUUCAGCGGACAUUCGUGCUGUCUUGGAAACCAAUGUGCUAGGAGUUUCGUGGUGCACCCGCGAAGCUUUUCGCUCGCUGCAGCGCCGCAAGGUCAACGAUGGCCAUGUGGUGAUCAUCAACAGCAUUGUGGGUCAUAGUUUGCCAGUGAAUGAAGGCCUAAAUUGGAACAUGUAUGGACCCUCUAAGCAUGCCAUCACCGGCCUGACCGAGGUGCUGCGACAGGAGUUUCGUCGAAAAAAGACCGCCACCAAGAUUACAAGCAUUAGCCCCGGUGUGGUCGACACUGAGAUCAUAAAUGAUAGCUUCAAAGAGGCAAUGGUGGGUUACCCAAUGCUACGUUCAGAGGAUGUGGCCGAUGCGGUUACCUACUGCAUCCAGACCCCAGCUAACGUGCAGAUCCAUGAGCUAACGAUCAAGCCAGUUGGCGAACUUUUUUAAUAGGCAGUCAGGGCCAGAAAUACGUGAAUUCAAUAAAAAAAACCAUUGUAUCGAUA